CCAUGCGUAAUCCUUCUAUCCCCUCUCGACUCCCAAACUGGGAGCUCGCUAAAAAAUAGUAACCCUAAUUCCCUAAUUUCUUCCUCCCCCAAAUAAUUAAGCUCUCAUUUCUCAACCUAUCCGAAGCAUCUGGGAGUCAGCUGAAGCCUAACUAAUACAUUAGAACUUCCAGUUCGAAUUCGGAUAAAUUACAGCUAGUCUAGCGCAUUGUAUUGUCAACGGAGAACAAUCAACCCAUAACUGAAAAUAAUACCCAAAUGCAGUUCAGUUCUGAUUGAUUUUCUAAUGAUUUUGUUUUGGUUACUUUAAGUUUGCUUGAUUCAGAAUGAAGCAAACCAAACCAACUGAUUUACACCCCUAAUCCUGGGUCUCUGCUGUAUGGAGGGAUAUUACAUAUAACAUAAAUCAAAGUUCUCAGUCUUUUUAGAUUGUGAGGCUUGUCAUAUUGAAGGAAUACGCAUAUUGAAGAGUCGACGUAAGUUGGGGCUGAAGAGGAAAUGGCACACAGAUUGUUAAGAGAUCUUGAAGCAGAUGGUUGGGAGCGCUCUGAUUUUCCUAUCAUCUGUGAGUCUUGCCUUGGCGACAAUCCUUAUGUUCGUAUGACCAGAGCUGAAUUUGAUAAGGAAUGCAAGAUAUGUACACGGCCAUUUACAGUUUUUAGGUGGAGGCCUGGUCGGGAUGCAAGGUUUAAGAAGUCAGAGAUUUGCCAAACAUGCAGUAAAUUGAAAAAUGUUUGUCAAGUCUGUCUUUUGGAUCUAGAAUAUGGGUUGCCAGUUCAGGUUCGAGAUACUGCACUGAGUAUCAAUUCCAAUGAUGCCAUUCCAAAGAGUGAUGUCAACAGGGAGUACUUUGCUGAGGAGCAUGAUCGAAGGGCCAGAGCUGGUAUAGAUUAUGAAUCUUCAUAUGGAAAGGCACGGCCAAAUGAUACUAUUCUAAAGCUUCAGAGAACAACACCAUACUACAAAAGGAACCGAGCACAUGUUUGUAGUUUCUAUGUACGAGGUGAAUGCACACGAGGUGCUGAGUGUCCUUAUAGACAUGAGAUGCCAGUAACUGGGGAGCUAUCACAGCAAAACAUAAAAGAUCGUUAUUAUGGUGUGAAUGACCCGGUGGCAUUAAAGCUACUUAACAAGGCUGGUGAAAUGCCUUCCCUGGAGCCACCUGAGGAUGAAAGCAUUAAAACCCUCUAUGUGGGUGGGCUUGAUGCAAGGAUUACAGAGCAGGAUCUGAGGGAUAACUUUUAUGCUCAUGGUGAGAUCGAAUCCAUUAAAAUGGUGCCUCAACGAGCAAUUGCAUUUGUAACCUACACAACCAGAGAAGGUGCUGAGAAGGCUGCAGAAGAGCUCUCCAAUAAGCUAGUUAUCAAGGGUCUGAGGCUGAAGCUAAUGUGGGGAAGACCCCAAGCACCAAAACCUGAGUCUGAAGCUUCAGAAGAAGCAAGGCAACAGGCAUUGAUGGCUCAUGGUGGGAUGUUGCCUAGGGCAGUUAUAUCUCAGCAGCAGAAUCAAAUACACCCGCCUGGAACUCAGGCCCAACCUCCACCAAUGCACUAUUUCAAUAUUCCACCACCACCUCAGCAGGAAAGGACCUUUUAUCCAUCAAUGGAUCCUCAAAGAAUGGGUGCUCUUCUUCCAUCCCAAGAUGGAGCUUCCAGUGGACCAUCAGGGUCUGGGGAGAACAAAAAUGCACUGGAGAGGCAGCAAGGGCAGCACUACCCUUAUCAGGGUAUGCCACUGCCACACGGGCAAUAUCACCAACAACUUUAUCCUGCAUAUGGGUAUGUGCCGCCAUUGCCACCUUAUCAGCAGUAUCCUCCAUCAUAUCACUCUGCUGUUCCCCCGCCACAGGCUCCGCAAGCCACCCAGCUGCACCAGCAUUCUGUCCCACCGCCAAGGACUGCACCUCCAGCAUCUGCAAGCGCUGGACCCACUCCUCCAGGUUCUGGAGCGUCAACUUCGUCAAAUCCCUGAAGCUUGAUAUUUGAUUGAAUGGUGUUAUAUUUUUGCAAGUUCUCACAUUAUUCUCUUGCUUUUUUGGAUUGAAAUGUCUUCUUGCUUGUAUUUUUGGUUGUACCAGUAUUCAACAUGCACCAUAAUAUUAGUUAUUUCUUAGUGAUGCGCUUCCAUGUAUGAAGUUAUAGAUCAUUCUAUACGAUCAGGAGGCUUGAAGUGUCGCAUUAAUAAUUGUAAUUCAAUGGCUAGCUUAUGCGAGUGUUCCUUUCCUUUCA
Molecule: messenger RNA, 2227 nt
Organism: Manihot esculenta (cassava)
Lineage: Eukaryota; Viridiplantae; Streptophyta; Magnoliopsida; Malpighiales; Euphorbiaceae
Product: zinc finger CCCH domain-containing protein 49
Exons: 6
Coding region: 498-1970 (490 amino acids)
Cellular component (GO): U2-type catalytic step 2 spliceosome; Prp19 complex; U2-type catalytic step 1 spliceosome
Molecular function (GO): metal ion binding; U6 snRNA binding; pre-mRNA binding
Source: RefSeq, a predicted model, not a curated record